CUCUCUCUCUCUCUCUCUCUCUCUCUCUCUCUCUCUCUCUCUCUCUCUCACUCUCCCUCCCUCCUCCGUCUCUCUCCUUCUCCCUGGAAGCGGAGGAAUAAUCGAUCUGACAUGUCGGCCAUCGACAGAGCCACCCGCGCGCUGCGGGAGAUUCUGCACAACCCUGGAAAUGACGCCUGCGCGGAUUGUGGCGCGCCAGAUCCUGACUGGGGCUCCUGCUCCCUGGGCGUGUUCAUCUGCCUGGCCUGCUCCGGGAUCCACCGCAACAUCCCCGACAUCAGCAAAGUCAAGUCCCUGAGCCUGUCGCACUGGGAGGACCAGGAGAUGCAGUUCAUGGCUGAGAACGGUAAUGAGCUGAUGAAGAGUAAAUACGAGGCUGCUGUUCCCGUCUACUACUACAAACCAACGCACAAAGACUGUCAGGUGUUGCGGGAGCAGUGGAUAAGAGCAAAGUACGAGAGGAAAGAGUUUUGCGAUCCGGGAAAGAGUUUCAUUUAUGAGGAAGGAACUAAAGACGGCCUGUUGAUGAAGAGGGGGCGGGACAACGGGCAGUUCUUCAGCAGGCGAUUCGUCCUGUCAGAGCGGGAGGGGACUCUGAAGUACUUAACUAAAUAUGACGCUAAGGAGCCCAAAGCCGUGAUCAAGGUGGACAGCAUCAACGCCAUCUUCCAGCCAGAGAAGAUCGGAAACCCCCACGGCCUCCAGAUCACGUACCUGAAAGACUACAGCACCCGCAACAUGUUCAUCUACCACGAAAACGGCAAGGAGAUCGUUGACUGGUACAAUACGAUCCGUGCAGUUCAGCUUCACUACCUGAAGGUGGCCUUUCCUGGGGCGACAGACGCUGAGCUGGUUCCCAAACUCACCCGCAACUUCCUGAAGGAGGGAUACAUGGAGAAAACAGGACCCAGGCAAACAGAAGGUUUCAAGAAGCGCUGGUUCACUCUGGACCACAGACGGCUCAUGUACUUCAAAGAUCCACUGGACGCCUUUGCCAAAGGCGAGGUCUUCCUGGGACACAGGGACCACGGUUACAACGUGUCCACCGGCUUGCCCGCUGGCACCCACUGCAACGGCGCCUGGCAGCACGGCAUCACCAUCCAGACGCCCGACCGCUACUUCCUGUUCACCUGCGAGAUGGAGAGCGACCAGCUGGAGUGGGUGAAGCACUUCAACAGCGUCAUGAGCCUGCCCAUGUCGCCCCAGGAGUACACAAUGGAGGCCAUGUUCAAGCACAGGCCCUGAGGGAGCCGAGGCCUGCUGGACGUCUCCUCUCUGUCCUUCACCGAUCUGACUCUGGACCCACAUCAGCUCUGGCACCCUCUGUAGUUUGGGGGGGGGGACUUGAGUGUCAUCACCUGCAUGGUCACACUGAAGGUUGUUGCUGGUAAUAUGAGGUUAAGGAUGUAAACAAGGACCAAGGGCAGCAUUCAUUGGUGGGAUUAAGAAAUAUAACGCAAUAUUAAUAAUGAUAAUAAUUUUAAUUAGUUGCAAAUGAUCACUUUCCAGUCAGGGCGGAAGUUACACAAAUAUCAUCUUGGAGUUUAUAUUUCUGAUGUUUGGAUUAUUAGACGUCACUCAUGCAACCAACUUUGUGAACUAUGUGGAUUUAAUUUGUAUCAUGUUAAAUAUAUUUUAGUGUUUAGAUUUAAGAUUUAAAAAAAAGUUGUAGUUAAGGUGAGAAGAGCUUUGAUGCUUUUCGUGAGAUGCUUAUUAUACAGAUCAUCUUAUUAUCAUAUCACCCCCUGGCGGCUGGAACAUAUGUUUAUGUGUUUUUCAUCUUGAUUCUGAUUUAUUUAACCUGUUAAAGACACAUCACCUUUAAUCAGAUGUGUGGGAUAAGCCAAUAGAUGGUGUAACAGCGCCUCCAUGUGGCAGACUAUGAAAACAAACUAUUUAGUUAUUUUACUUUGUUUUUAUAAAUAUCAAACAUCCAGUUGUCUUGUUGGUUUUGUUGUUAUUUCUAACUCACAUUUUGUGAUUUGGUGCCACGUUACUUUAAAGACAUUUCUGUGCUUGGCCACAUCACACAUGAAAUUAUUGAGCAUGAAUAAAAAAAGAUUUUUACAUUCA
Molecule: messenger RNA, 2073 nt
Organism: Platichthys flesus (European flounder)
Lineage: Eukaryota; Metazoa; Chordata; Actinopteri; Pleuronectiformes; Pleuronectidae
Exons: 11
Coding region: 112-1245 (377 amino acids)
Biological process (GO): positive regulation of GTPase activity
Cellular component (GO): intracellular membrane-bounded organelle; plasma membrane
Molecular function (GO): GTPase activator activity; phosphatidylinositol bisphosphate binding
Source: RefSeq, a predicted model, not a curated record